AUGGCGACCGUCAAUGACCCUUCCAGGCCCGAGGGCAACGAGAGCGACGAGAAGCCCCAGCUCAGCUCCCGCGAAUAUCAGGACUCCGAAGGCUACAUUGCGGACGCCAACGCUGAUAGCCGGGGCGAUCUCAAGACAGCAAAGGAUGGACACACGGUCCUCAUACCCCAGCCUUCCGACGACCCCAACGAUCCUUUGAACUGGAGCACCACCAAGAAGCAUGUCAUUCUCUUCAUCAUUAGUUUUGCAGCACUGCUGCCCGACUAUGGCAGCGCCGUAGGUGCUGUCACGCUGAUUCCGCAGGCAAUGAUAUGGAACAUGACUCCAGACACUGUCAACCACUCGCAGGUCGGCAACGUGUUCAUGCUGGGAGUAGGCGGCAUCGUUACUGUCAUCUUUUCUGCUUGGGCGGGCCGCCUACCGGUCCUCUUCUACUUCCUGAUCAUCGCCACCCUUACAGCUGCAUGGUGCGCAGCCGCGACUUCAUUCGAAUCCUUCAUGGCCGCUCGUAUUCUCAAUGGCUUCUUCAGCACGGUGGCACAAGGUGGUGGUCUCAUGUUCAUCUUUGACAUGUUCUUCUUCCACGAGCGCGCCCGAAAGAUCAACAUAUGGGCUGCCUUCUUCAUUCUCUCUCCCUACUUUGGCCCCUUGAUCGCCGCGUUCAUUCUCACGACGGAGCCGUGGCCGAUCGCAUUCUGGGUGUACUUUGUCAUGACCGCCCUUGCGCUCUUCGCGACAGCACUAUUUGUCGAAGAGACAUACUACGACCGCCGCAUCCCAGUUGCCGACCAACCCGCACGGGGCUCCCGCAUCGCACAGGUGACCGGCAUUGCGCAAUUCCGCUCGCGCCAUCUGCGCGCCACGAUAGGCGAGGCUUUCAUGCGGUCCGUCCGUACCAUCACACGCCCGACCCUCCUGCUUUGCUGCUUCUACUACAUGCUCACCUUUGCGUGGGUCGUCGGAAUCAACACGACCUUGUCCAUCUUCGUCACCCCGCUGUACGGGUUCGGCCCGAAGCAGAUCGGCUUCUUCUACUUCACGCCCGUCGUGGCCGCGAUCCUGGGCGAGAUUAUUGGACACUGGCUGCACGACAUGAUUGCAAAGUGGUACAUCAAGAAGCACAACGGCCACUUUGAGCCCGAGGUCCGCCUGACGGCCAUAUUCUUCAGCACGCCGUUCAUGAUUGCGGGGCUCGUCGGGCUCGGAUUCGCGCUCCAGGACGCGUAUCAUUUCAUGGUCACGGCCGUGUUUUGGGGGCUGUACGUCUUCGGCAUCAUGGUCACCACUGUUGCGCUCAACGCGUACAACUUGGACUGCUAUCCGACCGCCAGUGGUGAGGUGGCGGCCUGGCUGAACAUGUCUAGAACCCUGGGUGGAUUCAUAAUUAGCUACUUCCAGGUCACAUGGGCCGAGGCGCAAGGCACCAAGAUCAGCUUCGGCGUGCAGGCGGCCAUAUGCGCGUUCGCGUUCCUCAUCCUCCUCAUUGUCCUCGUCUUUGGAAAGAAGCUUCGGGCCAAGAGCGGGCCGCUCAACUUCUCGACUGUUUGAGCGCGUGGAUAGGAAUCAAGGACGGGUUUGGUGCUGUUUCACCUGUGCUAGCUUUUUGUUUGUCUGUGCCGGCUUCGGUUGAAUCAAUCGUGGCCUAACGCAAGCAAAAUGGGUAUGCGCACAUAAGCAGU
Messenger RNA from Microdochium trichocladiopsis, 1679 nucleotides. Its product is annotated as major facilitator superfamily domain-containing protein. The transcript has 4 exons. Gene Ontology annotation, biological process: transmembrane transport. The coding region runs from base 1 to 1548 and encodes 515 amino acids. Gene Ontology annotation, molecular function: transmembrane transporter activity. The record is from RefSeq and is a predicted model, not a curated record. NCBI's taxonomy places the organism in Eukaryota, Fungi, Ascomycota, Sordariomycetes, Xylariales, Microdochiaceae.